Anopheles moucheti is the source of this 3684-nucleotide messenger RNA. It is a transcript of the gene nAChRalpha4, whose product is annotated as acetylcholine receptor subunit alpha-like. Gene Ontology annotation, biological process: nervous system process; signal transduction; chemical synaptic transmission. The record is from RefSeq and is a predicted model, not a curated record. The transcript is spliced from 14 exons. Lineage: Eukaryota; Metazoa; Arthropoda; Insecta; Diptera; Culicidae. Gene Ontology annotation, molecular function: acetylcholine-gated monoatomic cation-selective channel activity; transmembrane signaling receptor activity. Bases 703 to 2376 code for a protein of 557 amino acids. Gene Ontology annotation, cellular component: synapse; neuron projection; postsynaptic membrane.
AGCCGCUUAGUGUUGUUUGACAGUGACGGGCUGAACAUUUGAGCUCGGUGAAGUCGCGUUAUCAGGCGCUUGUUCGGCCCGAGCAAACAAACCAAGUGGUCGUUAAACAGAAGAAGUAAAGAAAUACAGUGUUUACAGCAGUGUUUACAAAACCCGCACCAAACAAUACACCAAAAACAGUGAAAGCAGUAAUCAAAAGAAGAUAAAGAUAAAUCAACGAAAGCGCUCCUGAUUGCAUAGCGUCAGGCGUCAACAUGCUUCAAAGUCGCAACCAUCAACGGCCCAUCAUCAACAAUCUAAUCGGCAAAGGAGUCAAUUCAACCAGUGCGUAAAGCCAAACGAGGAUACACCGUCAACGGGCGUUUCACAUGCAGGAAUGAUUGAAUGUCUAGUGAAGUACCCUGCGGGAACGGCUGCCAGAUGUGUGCAUAGUAAACGCAAAGCGAUUACAACGUUCCUGCCAGUAAACAGUAGUGCAAUGCAUCGUGCUAGAGAGUAGUAGCUGUUCGUGUGAAGUACGUUCAGCUCAUCCUACUCCCACGGCGCAGAAAGGUUAAGCGUUGACGUGGAGAGGUGGACAGAGAGAUACACGCAUUAGUGUGAACGAAGGUUUAGGGGUGUCCGGGUGUUGAAGAUACUGUAAGAUAAGUGACAACCCGGGCAACCACACCGUCACCAGUGUGCUUAAGAACGUAUACCAUCAUGAGGGCGAUCAUGCCUACGUCGGGUGAAACGCUUCGGGCUUGGUUGCUGUCAGCGCUGGUCGUGCACGGUGCGGUCGCCGGUAAUCCGGACGCCAAGCGACUGUACGACGAUCUGCUGAGCAACUACAACAAGCUGGUCCGUCCCGUCGUGAACACGUCCGAUGUGCUGCGUGUUUGCAUCAAGCUAAAGCUGUCCCAGCUAAUCGAUGUGAACUUAAAAAAUCAAAUUAUGACCACCAAUCUCUGGGUGGAACAGUCCUGGUACGACUACAAACUACGCUGGGAACCAAAAGAGUAUGGCGGGGUGCAGAUGCUACACGUACCCUCCGAUCACAUCUGGCGGCCAGACAUAGUGUUAUACAAUAAUGCUGAUGGUCAUUAUGAGGUAACACUUAUGACCAAAGCAACCGUAUAUAAUAAUGGUAUGGUCAUUUGGCAACCACCAGCAGUUUACAAAUCGUCGUGUUCGAUCGAUGUUGAAUAUUUCCCAUACGAUGUACAGACAUGUGUUUUAAAAUUGGGAAGCUGGACCUAUGACGGUUUUAAGGUUGACCUGCGGCACAUGGACGAGAAGUCGGGCAGUAACAUCGUAGACGUCGGUGUGGACUUGUCCGAGUUUUAUAUGUCCGUCGAGUGGGAUAUCUUGGAAGUGCCGGCUGUAAGAAACGAAAAGUUCUACACCUGCUGCGAUGAGCCGUACUUGGACAUCACGUUCAACAUAACGAUGCGCCGAAAGACGCUCUUUUACACCGUCAACAUCAUCAUUCCGUGCAUGGGCAUAUCGUUUUUAACCGUGCUGACGUUCUAUCUGCCUUCGGACAGUGGCGAAAAGGUAACGCUUUCGAUAUCGAUUUUGAUUAGCCUUCACGUGUUCUUCUUGCUGGUAGUCGAAAUCAUACCGCCAACGUCGCUAGUUGUGCCUUUGUUAGGAAAGUAUCUCAUCUUUGCCAUGAUACUUGUGUCCAUUAGUAUAUGCGUCACGGUAGUGGUGUUGAACGUCCAUUUCCGGUCACCUCAAACCCAUCGAAUGGCACCGUGGGUGAAAACAUUUUUUAUUGACUUUUUACCACGAUUCCUCUUUAUGAAACGGCCACCGUACAUCGAAAACCACAGAAAACUGCUAUCCAAAGACCUACACGCUUGCUUUUAUCCUUAUUACUCGACUACUACAUUAAAUCGUAUAGCUCGUUUUACUAAUAGGGCUCCAUCUAAAGAAGAUCUUUCUCCGUCAAGUUUGUCAGGUACGGGACCGUUUGGUGGAAGCUGCCAAAUACACGGACCGAUUCAGCUGCCCCAUUCGGAGUCGGAGGAACUGUCGAUGUCUACCGCAGCCGAUACGGCCGUCCCGUCCGGCAUGAAGAGCCCAGCGUUCAAACAGCCAGCCUUUUCGCACGCCGUCUGUUCGACCGAGGUACACCGGAGUUGCUUCUGCGUGCGGUUCAUCGCCGAGCACACCAAGAUGCUGGAAGAUUCGACAAAGGUAAAGGAGGACUGGAAGUACGUCGCAAUGGUGCUCGAUCGACUGUUUUUGUGGAUCUUCACGCUGGCGGUGUUGGCCGGCACGGCCGGCAUUAUACUGCAGGCCCCAACCCUGUACGACGACCGGAUACCGAUCGACAAGACGUUCGACGAGCUGGCCACCUCGACCGUCGUACGCUGUCCCCCGCAAUAACGCUCGCCGGCACUGUCGCAGCUGCCGGUUGGCUUCAGUUUCGGGUUCGGGUUGCUGCUCGUGUGCGCCGCGGCCCUGAGCAGCUGCCUUUUCAUGUACGCCCGGUUGCGGGUCGCCCGUUGCACCCAGUCGGCCAAACAGUGCGAUCUGGGCGCGGGAAAGCGUGCGGGAUGUAUGAAAGGGACGAACCAGGAACCAAGCUGCGUAGCGGUAGAGAGGCGAUGAAGCGGUGUAGCGUGUAGCAGACCGGAGCAACCAGUCUGUUCAGUUUCUCUACUAUCGGCCUUCAUUAGUAGCACCUACACGCACAUUGCACACACACACACACACACACAUUCACACACACACCUCCGAUCGGCAACGACGCAAUGACUAUGCAGUGAUGAUGAGAUCAGUGUUCACCUUGGCCGCUACCAGCCCGUUCUUGAUCGACGCUCAAUUUGACAACAGGAUGUGGGUCGUGCAUGCAGUAGUAGAUUUGUUUCGACUGUACAUAUUCCGCACGGUUGCAAUGUGACGCGGGCAAACACCGAAACGUUAUAGCAGAGCGCAUAUAAAAUGGCCGACACAAUUUAUCAGCAAAAAAAAAGGUAGAUAAUAACACUCACAUCCGUAAGCAUUAAAAACACAGACACACACACACACAUACACAAACGUCAAACAGUAUUAUAUAGAUGCAGAUAAUAACUACAAGAGUUAACAUUUAAGAGUAAGGUUUAAACGAGUAGAAUUUUUAUGUCUAUAAAGAAUAAUACAACAAAAAAAAUGAGAAAGAAGCAAACUAAGACAAGAGAUAUGAGACAAGUGAAAUACAAUAUUUUUUUAUCGAACUAUGAACAGAAAAAAAACACACACACCUACACAAAUUUGCCCCAUUUCCAUCAUUCCACGCUAAAAACAAAUAGUGUGCGUGUGUGUGUGUGCGGGACAGAUUUAACAGCGGACAUGCUUCAUUUUACACACAUGACGUCGAAAACAUAUUAAACCAACAACAAGAACAACAAAAUAAAACAACAAAUUUGAACGAUGUAAUAAUUACAACACGAAGCAUGCCAGGAAAGGAGAUUAGACUAAUCGAAAACAGAAUGCAAAACGGUUAGAGGUGCAUAGAAAUGUUAACCAAAAUAUUCAACAGGGAGAAAGAAAGAGAGAAGAAAAAUGGGAAAGAAACAAUACAAACAAACCCAAACUGGCUUAAUGGAGCAGGGCAAUGAAAAACAAAACAAAAAAAAAAGAUGGAAACAAAACAAACAACAAUGACACUUAUAUCGGGUAAAGUAAAGAAUGUGACGAAAUGGAACAAAACAA